Balaenoptera acutorostrata (minke whale) is the source of this 2151-nucleotide messenger RNA. It is a transcript of the gene GP6, whose product is annotated as glycoprotein VI platelet. NCBI's taxonomy places the organism in Eukaryota, Metazoa, Chordata, Mammalia, Artiodactyla, Balaenopteridae. The record is from RefSeq and is a predicted model, not a curated record. The coding region runs from base 48 to 1346 and encodes 432 amino acids. The transcript is spliced from 8 exons.
CCAUCCUCGUGGGUGUGAAGUGAUAUCUCAUUGUGGUUCUGACUUGCAUGUCCCUAAUGAAAGCCAGGGAGCUUCUGGGAGUAUCAGAACGCAGACGAUGCCUCACUAGGCAGACCUGCUGGGACACUGGGCUGGUGACGGGAGAUAAGCCAGGCUCCUUGGGGCUUGUGUGCAAAGUCAUUCUACUGAGGGGACACCUCCGGCUUGAUGAGUCUCAAUUAGGAAAAGCCAGGCUGAUGGGGGAAGGGAGGAGAGCAUUCUUCAUUCCUAUCACAUUCCUGCAUCUCUGCUCCAGCCCGCACCCAGGGCUUCCCUCCCGGGCUAUCCAGCUCAGGACAGGCCGAGGAACCAUGUCUGCACCCAUGGCUGCCUUCUGUCUUGGGCUGUGUCUGGGGCAGGUGAUACAGGCUCAGAAAGGCCCACUGCCCAAGCCCUCCCUCCAGGCCCGGCCCAGCUCCCUUGUGCCCCUGGGGAAGCCGGUGACCAUCAGCUGCCAGGGCCCUCCAGGCGCGGACUUGUACCGCCUGGAGGAACUGAUAUCCCGGAAGUAUUUGGACCAGGCGGAGCUCUCCAUCUCGGCCAUGGAACAACGCUUCGUCGGACGCUACCGCUGCUCCUAUCAGAGCGGGACCAGCUGGUCUCCCCCCAGCAACCAGCUGGAGCUGGUUGCUACUGGAGUUUUCACCAAGCCCUCGCUCUCAGCCCAGCCCAGCACGGCAGUGGCCCCAGGAGUGGACGUAACUCUACGGUGUCAGAGCCAGUAUAGUUUUGACCAAUUUGCUCUGUACAAGGAGGGGGACGCUGGGCCCUUCGAGACACCUGAAAGGUGGUACCAGGCUGAUUUUCCCAUCACCACGGUGACUGCUGCCCACAGCGGGACCUACCGAUGCUACAGCUUUUCCAGCAGAUCUCCAUACCUGUGGUCAGCCCCCAGCGACCCCCUGGAGCUCGUGGUCACAGGGACCUCUUCUACCCCCAGCUGGUUGCCCACAGAACCACCUUCCUCUGUAACAGAAUUCUCAGAAGCCUCCAAGAAACUGAACCAGUCACUCGUGAACGAAGUUUCCGCCGCUGAAACUUCUAGGAAUACCACCAUCCUUCCAAAGGAGUCAGACCCUCCAGCUGGUCUUGCCUUCCAGUAUUACACUAAGAGCAAUCUGGUCCGGAUAUGCCUGGGGGCUGUGAUUCUAGUACUCCUGGUGGGGCUUCUGGCAGAAGAUUGGCACAGCCGCAAGAAACCCCUGAUGCACCGGGCCAGAGCGGGCCACAGGCCGCUCCCACCCCUCCCUCAGACCCAGAAGUCACACAGUUGUCAGGAUGGGGGUCGACCAGAUGAUCAUAACUGAGGAUACCAUCAUUAGAGUCCCAAGGCUUGGUCGUAUCUAAGAGAUGGGUCAUGGGAGUGGGGAGGGGACUUAGUGUGGAGUGUGAGAGUGAAAGGAUAGAGCCGACAGCUGUGGAAAAGGAGGGCGGGGGGUGUUCUUCUGGGUGCCCCAUCAAGGAGUUGUUGAGUCAGUGUCUAUUUGGCUGUAGGUCCUAGGACUCUCUUUGUUUGGGAUGGAAGGAAUCUAGUGGAUGCCAUAGUCUCCUCACUGAUAUCUUGCUCAUUGUGGACCUUGUGGCACCUUAAUUGGGCCAUCACACUUACCUCUUUCUUCAACCUUCCCUAAUAUGAGUUCCAGAUUGACUUCUAAUAUUCCCACCUCUCACAGCUGAGCUGUUCUAUCCUUUGCACAAAACUCCCACAUUUCCCCCGUGCCCACCCCGUGCUUUUUUUUUUUUUUUUAACUGGAGUAUAGUUGAUGUACGAUGUUGUGUUAGUUUCCGGUGUACAGCAAAGUGAAUCAGUUCUGUGCUUUUUUUUCCUGAUUAUCCCCAAACCUAACCCUUGCUCUAGCCCUAUCUUAAGCUGUAGUCUGAAAAAUCUCCUUUUGUUUCUCGAGAUGUGCCUGGUUCUUUCAGGCUUUGGGGCAUUCUGUUCUUUCCGCUUAGAAUAUAAUAUAACCAACAUGAAUAUAAUUAUAACCAACAUGCCAGUGGCUCGCCUUUAUAUUAGAAAAAAAGUCCAAAGUCCUAACUAAGUUUGUGCCAAAGGCUAGAAUAUGUAAAUCCAUAGAGAUAGAAAACAGAGUGGUGGUUGACAGGGGUUGA